This is a messenger RNA of Eutrema salsugineum, 1908 nucleotides long. RefSeq lists its product as uncharacterized. The record is from RefSeq and is a predicted model, not a curated record. Lineage: Eukaryota; Viridiplantae; Streptophyta; Magnoliopsida; Brassicales; Brassicaceae. The coding region runs from base 1 to 1908 and encodes 635 amino acids. The transcript has 3 exons. Gene Ontology annotation, molecular function: catalytic activity.
AUGAGGACACUCCAUUGGAACUGUCGAGGGUUAGGUUCAGACUCGACGGUUCGACGUCUAAAGGAGAUAAACAGGACUUAUCUCCCGGACAUCAUCUACCUUUCAGAGACAAAGCAGCAUGACGAUUAUAUUAGAGAUGUUGGCGGCCAGUUAGGCUUUGUUAAGAAUGUAAUCGUUUCACCAGUAGGACUUAGUGGAAGAUUAGUUAUUUUCUGGAAGAAUGAAGUAGAAGUAUCUGUUUUUUAUCAAUCCCCUAACCUUGUAGACUGUUCAGUCAAGUGCAAUGGAAUCAGCUUUAUCUGUUCAUUUGUUUACGGGCAUCCUGAAACUAGUCAAAGAAACCAUUUAUGGGAGAUAUUAGAAAGAAUUGGGACAAACAGACGAGGGCAACCAUGGUUUAUUCUAGGUGAUUUCAAUGAGUUUUUUGGAAACCAUGAGAAGAAAGGGGGUCCUGUUUGUUCAGAUGCAUCCUUCAGAGACUUUCGAAGAAUGGCAAUGAGCUGUGAAUUUACGGAGUUAAAGGUUGCGGGUGACAAGUUCUCUUGGGCUGGUCAAAGAGGACAACACUAUGUUACUUGUUGUUUAGAUAAAUCAAUGGCAACAAGUGAAUGGCACAAUAUUUUCCCUGCAUCUGCAACAGAAUACUUGGAGUUCACUGAGUCUGAUCAUCAACCUCUCAUAACUUUUAUGUCUAAGGAUCAAGAGAUCAGGAGAGGAAGAUUCACUUUUGAUGGUCGUUGCUAUGAUAAAGAUGGUUUUCAGGACUCAGUUUUACAAGAAAAGAAUCUGACACAGACAAGGACAAAUACAAACACAAGUAUGGUUGAAAGAAUACACAACUGCAGGAAGUACAUCUCAAAGUGGAAAAAGACCAAACGCCUAAACGCUGCAGAGAAAAUAGCUACCAUUCGUCAUAAACUGGAUCGAGGAAUUGCAUCUGGCUCCUUAUCCAACGAUGAAAGAAGAUCCCUUAGUAAUGCACUCAACAAAGCGUACAUUGAAGAGGAGCUAUUCUGGAAACAAAAAAGCAGGAUCUCUUGGUUACAAUCCGGUGACCGGAACACUAAAUAUUUUCACUCUGACACUAAAGCAAAGCGAAGUCGUAAUAGACUAAAUUCUAUUAUGAAUGAAGAAGGGGUGAUCAAGAGAGGAUCUGCGGAGGUUCAAGAAGUAGAUAUCCAGUAUUUUCAAAAUCUAUAUACUUCAACUCCAGUGGCACAGGGAUUAUAUGAGGAGGCUUUCCGAGAUUUUCACCAAACAGUAACCCCUGAAACAAAAGAAGACUUAACGAGAUCUGUUACCCUUGAGGAAAUUCAGAAAGCGGUAUUUGAUAUUGGUCCACAUCGGGAACCAGGCCCUAAUGGUCUCUCUGGAGAUUUCUAUGAGAAGUUCUGGUCUGAAAUCAACCCUGCAAUACUUUCUGAAGUUCAAGCUUUUUUCAAAUCUGGUCAGUUGGAGCAAAGCCACAACCAUACCAACAUUUGCUUGAUACCAAAAGUGACGCCUCCUAUAACAAUGAAAGACUUCAGACCUAUAGCCCUGUGGAAGAUGACAUUCAAUCAUAGCAGCGAUUCAUCCAGGUCAAGCAUUAGCUCUAGGGGUCGUCGCUAUGGUCUUCACGGCAUUCCCACAAAGGGCUUUUGCGGUGGUUCUACAGUUCUUGUUACCUCUCACACAAUCACAAAUCCGGGGAGGCGCUUCUAUACAUGUUCUAACAACUCUGAUGGAGGAGUUCAUGUGUGGAAGUGGUGGGAUGAAGCACUCACUGAGGAGCUGAUGGAAGUGAAGGGAGAUUUGAAGACUCUUGAGGCUAGGAUUCGCUAUGGACAUUACCACUCUGAGUGUUCUAAACUUGGAGAAGAUGAAUUGAAGAUGGUGAAGGAGUUGCUUGAUGUGAAGAAAAAGUAA